Molecule: messenger RNA, 1608 nt
Organism: Solanum dulcamara
Lineage: Eukaryota; Viridiplantae; Streptophyta; Magnoliopsida; Solanales; Solanaceae
Exons: 2
Coding region: 1-1608 (535 amino acids)
Source: RefSeq, a predicted model, not a curated record
AUGGUCAAUGAUAAGUGGCUAGAGAUGAUGCCUCAGACUACCAUUACUCAUCUACCCUCUGUGGGUUCAGAUCACUGCCCCUUACUGCUGGAGAUGACUGAUCAAAACCACCAACACACCAAAUAUUUCAAAUUCCUUAACUGCUGGACAGAACAGCCAUCUUUCUUGGAUACUGUCAGUAAUUGUUGGAACAGGACCAUGGAGGGUAAUCCAAUGUGGUGUUUCCAUCAGAAAAUGAAGAGGUUGGCAGCCACUCUUAGUACUUGGUCCAGAUUGCAAUUUGGUGAUAUAUAUGCCAAAGUUAAAGAAUAUGAAGACAAGACUAGACAUGCAGAGGAAGAGCUAAUCUCUAGUAAUUCUGAAGAGAACAGAACAAAGCUCCAUGCCAUCAAUGCAGAGUAUAUAAAAUACCUGAAACUGGAGGAAUCCAUGCUAAAGCAAAAAACUCAGUUGCAUUGGUUCAAAGAGGGUGAUGUGAAUUCCAAGUAUUUUCAUGCCUUGAUAAGAGGAAGGAUGAGGAAAUUAUACAUCCAUAAGAUCCAGAAUAAGGAUGAUAAUUGGGUACAAGGUGAAGAAAACAUAGCCAAAGCUGCAUGUGAUCACUUCCAAGCCAUUUUCACUGGUGAGGAAACACAAAUUCAGGAGCAUACCCUCCAAUGUAUUCCCAGGAUGGUCACUGAUGAGCAUAACAGAAACCUAAAAGCUAUCCCUACAAUGGAGGAGUUGAGAACUGUAGUAUUUUUAAUGAAUCCCAAUUCAGCUGCUGGACCUGAUGGAAUGAAUGUUUUGAGGAAAAUGGGAUUUGAAGAAGGUUUCAUUGAUAUGGUAUGUAGAAUUAUGGCUGAUAAUUGGUAUUCCAUGAUUAUUAAUGGUUCAAGGCAUGGAUUCUUUCAUUCCACAAGAGGCCUUAAGCAAGGGGAUCCAUUAUCACCAGCUUUGUUUAUCAUAAGUGCUGAAGUCCUCUCCAGGCUCAUGAACAAUCUUCAUCAACACCCCCAAUAUCAUGGUUUCUUGAUGGCUAAAAAGGGCCCUCAAAUUAAUCAUCUCAGUUUUGCAGAUGACAUCAUCAUAUUCUCAUCUGGAAGAUCUCAUACCUUGAAGCUUAUCAUGGAGACACUACAUACCUAUGAGCAUGCUUCAGGCCAAUUGAUCAACAGAGACAAGAGUAACUUCAUGGUACCCUCAAAUGCCUUCAACUCUACUGUUAGAAGAAUCAAGAAAGUUACAGGCUUCAAGCAAAAGAACAGCCCUAUCACAUAUCUGGGGUGUCCUCUCUACAUUGGUAGACAGAGGAUCAUCUAUUAUUCUGAGCUUAUAGCUAAAGUUGUGGCUAGGAUAGCUGGAUGGCAGGCAAAGUUAAUUAGUUAUGGAGGAAGAGUUACUUUGAUUAAGCAUGUCAUCCAAGCACUUCCUAUUCACUUAUUAUCUGCUAGUUCCCCUCCUGCAACCACUAUCAAGCAAAUUCAAAGCAUCACAGCCAAAUUCUUCUGGGGGUGGAAGAAUGAAAGGAGGAAAUAUCAUUGGUCUUCUUGGAAGAAUAUGAGUUAUCCCUAUGAAGAGGGUGGUAUUGGAGUGAGACUAAUAUCAAAUGUUGCCAAGUCUUUCUAA